Molecule: messenger RNA, 942 nt
Organism: Corylus avellana
Lineage: Eukaryota; Viridiplantae; Streptophyta; Magnoliopsida; Fagales; Betulaceae
Product: putative carboxylesterase 9
Molecular function (GO): hydrolase activity
Source: RefSeq, a predicted model, not a curated record
AGAAUGUCGAAAUUCAACCCCUACGACCACCUGAAGAUCUUCCUCAACCCCGACGGCACGCUCACUCGCCACCUCAAAAUCCCGGUAGUGGAGGCAAAGCCUAACGCCGCUCCCGACGACGUCGUGGUCUCCAAGGACGUCACUCUCAACGAGGAAAACAAAACAUGGGUCCGUAUCUUUCUGCCAACAAAACUGCCGGCUUCCAACGCUCGGCUUCCAAUAAUCAUCUACUUCCACCACGGCGGGUGGGUUCUCUUCAGCGCCGCAGACCCCGUCAUACACGCAGAUUGCGCAAGAUUGGCAAGCAAAAUUCCCGCCGUUGUCGUCUCCUUGAAUUACCGGCUAGCACCGGAGAACCGGAUCCCGGCGCAGUACUACGACGCCAUGGAAGCCAUCAACUGGGUGAAUCGACAGAGGACGAACCCCAAAUGCGAUCUCUGGAUAAGAGAUUACGGAGACUUCUCGAGGUGUUAUCUUUACGGAAGUGGAAAUGGCGCAAACAUGGUGUUCUUCGUUUCUUUGAAGGCUUAUGAGCAUCAACUGGGGCUCGCCGGGAUAAUACUGAACCAACCCAUGUUCGGCGGUGAACGGAGAACAAAAUCCGAGAUUGAAUUUGCUACGGACGAGCUUUAUCCUUUGCCUGUGUUCGACCUUAUGUGGCACCUCGCUUUGCCAAAAGGAGUCAAUCGGGACCAUCGAUAUUGUAAUCCGAUUAUGGAGGGCCCGCACAGGAGUCUCAUCAGUGGGCUGGGAAGGUGUCUGGUGAUCGGCUUCGGUAAGGACCCGUUGAUCGAUCGGCAGCAGGAUUUUGUGACCUUGUUGGCCCACAGUGGGGUCCACGUCGAGGCGUAUUUUGAUGAAGUUGGGUUCCACAAUAUUCAUUUAGUGGACCCGCGGCGGGCUGAAGUAGUUGUAAAUUUGAUGAGAGAAUUUAUGAUUUGA